Messenger RNA from Capronia epimyces CBS 606.96, 2997 nucleotides. RefSeq lists its product as uncharacterized. Gene Ontology annotation, molecular function: mismatched DNA binding; ATP binding; ATP-dependent DNA damage sensor activity. Gene Ontology annotation, biological process: mismatch repair. Lineage: Eukaryota; Fungi; Ascomycota; Eurotiomycetes; Chaetothyriales; Herpotrichiellaceae. The transcript has a single exon. The coding region runs from base 1 to 2997 and encodes 998 amino acids. Gene Ontology annotation, cellular component: nucleus. The record is from RefSeq and is a predicted model, not a curated record.
AUGCUGCCAUUUAAGAGACCGUUCAAUGGCAGAGAUCUGCGACUGCUUGAAAACAUCAUCCGCCCUAGUGUGCGCCAGAGGCCUCAAUCCCAAUCCCUACCUCUCGCGGCCCCCCCCAACCCACCGUGGCAGUCUCGAGGAGGGCAGCGCAGAGGCGCAAAGACAACGACGAGGAAGAGAUUGAAAGAACUACAGCAGGGAGCCAUAGAGGCCGGAUCCCUUCCAGAACUCGAUGGCGAUGACGAGCCUCAAUAUCCCACCGUGCUCCAAGGAGCCAGACAGAACAUGGCAAAAUUUGACAACUGCGUCUUGCUCACCAGAGUUGGCAACUUCUACGAGCUAUAUUUCGAGCAGGCCGAAGAAUACGGGCCCCUCCUCAGUCUCAAAGUGGGUUACAAACAGACAAAGCUGGGUCCGGUCCCGAUGGCAGGGUUCCCAUUCUUCCAACUGGACCGCUUCCUGAAGACUUUGGUGCAAGAUCUCAAUAGAUAUGUUGCCAUAUGCGACGAAUUCCUCAUCAAUGUCUCUGGCAAGGUCAAAUCUGGGGGCCUGAAGCAUGAUCGCCGGGUCACACGAGUGGUUACUCCCGGCACGUUGAUCGAUGAGAAGUUCUUAGACCCAUACGAAAAUAACUUUUUGCUGUCGUUGCACCCGGACCUCUCGCUGGCUGACAACAGCCCCGACGGCUUGAAGCCAGAGCAGACUAUCGGGCUCGCCUGGUUGGACCUGUCUACCGGUGAUUUCCUCACCCAAAAUAUCAAGCGCAGCUCAUUGCCUUCCGCCAUUACGCGGAUUGCUCCUCGAGAGAUAAUCCUUCCUGCUGAUAUCCCGAGCGAUAUCAAGGAUGAAGUACAGGAAAUCGUAGGCCACGACCACCGACUUCUUACACUCCAUGAAGAAAAGAGUGAGUUCGUGUCGAUGUCCAAAUGGAACAGCAUGCUGGAAUCCCCUGUCGGCCAAGACUGGGACGAGAUCUUUAGCAUUGGGGAAAAACAAGCAGGCCAUCGCCUCCUAGACUAUGUUGGACAUCGAUUACAGGGGCUGGAGCUUCGGUUGCAACCACCCCGUCAAAGGCAGCUUCAUCAGAUCUUAAGCAUUGAUCGGAGUAGCCUGCGAGGACUCGAGAUCUUGGAGACUGCGAGAGAUGGGCUAGGGAGAGGCAGCUUGUUUCACGCAGUCAAGCGGACGGUGACUAAAAGUGGUUCCCGACUGCUGCGGGAUCGUCUUACGUCCCCUUCGGCCUCUUUAGACGAGAUCAACGAUCGUCUUGAGCUUGCCUCCACGUUUCUUGGAUCCGAUGAGCUCACGGAUUCACUGAUAUUCCGUCUACGGAGAACAUACGAUGUUCAACGCAUAGUCCAAAAGUUUGCUCUCAACAAGGGCGAUGCCGACGAUAUGCUGUCAUUGGCUAGCGCCAUCUCCGAGACGAUUGCCACUCGUGAUCUCCUACAGUCUGCCCUGACCUCAUCGGGUGGCAUUCUAGACCAUGAUCUUGAAUUUGGACUGAACGUAAAACAUCCACUCGAGAGGCUUUUACAACGGUUCGAUCUAGACGGCCCCAGUCACCUUCAGGCUCGCAUAGCCUCUGCCAUUGAUGAAGAAGGGCUCUUGCAGAAACAUCGCCUCGAGGAGGACGAAGCAGCAAGCAUGGCUGCGCUCGCACAUGACGUGGUUCUUCACAGCGCUCCAGAGGAAUUGCAGUCACUCCCCAAGGCCGUACGUUCGAGCAAUAAAGCUGAUGAGCAGAAGAAAGAUGAGAUCGAACUGGCGGAACCAUGGAUCAUGCGCCGUGAUGCCAGUGACACAUUGCUACGACUCCAUCAAGACCUUAGCAAUCUGGAGUCUGAGAAGGUGGCACUGGCGGAGACCUUGAGAAGUGAGCUGAAGGCCCCUACACUGAUGCUUAAGUCGACGCCCGGUCUUGGAUAUAUAUGUCACAUCCGAAGCGCGACCGGAUACAACAGAGACAAGCUCGAAUCACUCCAUGCAAAAAUGGUGUCUUCCUCCAAAAGCACCCGAUCCUUUUACCUGAGUGACUGGACACGGCUAGGACGGAGAAUCGACCAGGCGGUGCUAAACAUCAGAGACGAAGAGAAGAAAAUCUUUGCGUCGUUGAAGCAACUAGUCAUUCGGAAUCUAGUGAAGCUGCGCCGGAAUGCAUCAAUCAUGGAUGAGCUUGAUGUUGCCAGUGCAUUUGCUAUAUUAGCAAAGGAACAAUCGUGGGUUCGUCCUAUCCUGAAUGACGGCACGGACCACAAAAUCAUAGGUGGCCGACAUCCUACGGUCAAGCUUGGGUUGGAAGAACAAGGUCGUUCUUUUGUCAGCAACAACCUGGUCCUCGACCAGAACGAACGAGUGUGGCUGGUAACUGGGCCCAACAUGGGCGGGAAAAGUACAUUUCUCCGACAAAACGCAUUGAUCACAAUCCUGGCACAGACCGGCUCUUAUGUGCCGGCUACCUAUGCUGAGAUCGGCCUCGUGGAUCAAAUCUUCAGUCGUAUCGGCGCUGCUGACGAUUUGUUUCGCGACCAAUCCACGUUCAUGGUGGAGAUGCUCGAAACUGCCGCGAUUUUAAAGCAGGCAACCCCGAGGUCAUUCGUGAUCAUGGACGAGGUAGGACGAGGCACAACUCCCGAGGACGGGACGGCCGUGGGGUACGCAAGUCUUCACCACCUUUACUACACGAACAGAUGCCGGACACUGUUUGCGACACAUUUCCAUGCCUUAGCUGACAUGACUCGGGACUGGUCCCGGCUGGCGUGCUACUGCACAGACGUUCUGGAAGCAGAAAAUGGCUCCUUUGCCUUUGUCCACCGCUUGAAGAAGGGUAUCAACAGACAAUCGCACGCCUUAAAAGUGGCAAAACUUGCGGGCUUGCCUCCUACAGCACUGAAAGUGGCAGCACGCGUACUCCAACAGAUUGAGGAAGAGAAGAACAAUUCAUUAGCUGGGGCCGCUUCAGGACUCGGCCGCCCUUCAGUGUCUGUAACAGCAUGA